Messenger RNA from Cryptosporidium muris RN66, 1695 nucleotides. RefSeq lists its product as uncharacterized. The record is from RefSeq and is a predicted model, not a curated record. Bases 1 to 1695 code for a protein of 564 amino acids. Lineage: Eukaryota; Apicomplexa; Conoidasida; Eucoccidiorida; Cryptosporidiidae. The transcript has a single exon. Gene Ontology annotation, molecular function: oxidoreductase activity.
AUGAUUAGAUUCCCAUUUGGCUAUGCAAGACAAUUAUACAGUAGAAGAACAUGUCUAGUUCUAAAUUGUUUACAUCUUAAAAGGAGUUAUUUUAAUAUUUGUAUUAUUGGUUCUGGACCUUCUGGAUGUUAUGUUGCCAAGGGUCUAAUAAAAGAAUCAUGGACUUAUAAUAUUCCUAUAAAAAUUGAUAUAAUAGAUUCUCACAGUAAACCAUAUGGUUUAAUAAGAUAUGGGGUGGCUCCUGAUAAUACUGAUAUAAAGGACAUGAUGAAUGAAUUAGAUUAUUCAUUAUUUAGGAAAUAUCCUGACAUAGUCAAGUUUUGGGGUGAUAUAACUGUUGGGCAUGAUUUGACAUUGAAAGAUAUUCGAGAUUUAUAUGAUGUAGUAAUUCUUGCUGUAGGUGGAUGCCAAGAUUAUAUAUCUCUAAAAUUACAUAUAAAGGUUAAUUCAUAUAAUAACAAAUUAAUCAAUGAGAAAGUUGGGGGGAUAUUUCCAGCUAGAGAUUGGGUACUUUUCUAUAAUUCUCACCCUUAUUUUAAAGAAAUGUUAUGUGGUAGUCAAACAAACUCAAGAUAUAUGCCACUAUAUUACAACUUGAAAUUCCCAAUAGAAGAGAUAGAAACAAAUUUAGAUUCAACAUCGAAAGUAGAAAUAGCACAAACAAAAGGGACAAACUUAUCCAAAUAUAAUAAUCAAUCUGAAACCACAAAAUUUAUUGCAAAAUCACAGAAUUAUGGAUACUCUAUUGAUGACUUGAAAAGAUCAAUAAUUACAAGUUCAAAUGAUCGUAAUGCUAUUAUUAUUGGAAAUGGGAAUGUUUCACUAGAUAUAGCACGAUUAAUGUCGUUUUAUAAUUAUAACGAAUUGAAAGAAAACAAAUAUGUAAACCCACAUUAUAUGAGACUUUUUGAUUGUAAAUUGUUGGAAUCUCCAUUAUUUAACAAUAUUUAUGUAAUAGGUCGUAGAGGAUGGGUACAAACUUCUUUUACUACAUCAGAAUUAAGACGUUUUAUAUAUAAAUCUACAUUAAAUUCAAGAUAUAAUAAUAUUAGAGUAAUGAUGUCUAAGGAAGAUUUCAUACUAUCUCAAAAUGAAUCGAGUGUUGUAGAACUUACUUCAAGAAAUAUAAAUCCGAGGAGAUUAAAUAAGAUAAAAGAUAUGAUGUAUAAGAUGGUUGAAAAUUAUUUAGAAUAUAAAACUGCAGGAAACCAAGAUCCUUCCAAAAUAAAUGUAAUAUUCAAAUAUCUACAAUCACCAAUAAACAUUAUUACAAAAGAUAUGAAAUUGAAAAGGGAAGAGAAUAAUUUAGUUAAAAUGCCAUUUAUAUCUGGAGUUGAAUUUGUCCGUAAUGAAUUAAUAGGUUCACCUUUUAACCAGAAAGUAACUCAUAUUUAUAAUAAGAAAAGCUUUUUACCUUGUCAACUUUUGAUUAUUUCUACUGGAUUUAAGCCUGAUAUCCGCCAAGUAUACUUUGGGAGCAAUUUAUAUAGUGAUGAAUAUAAAGAACAGUUAAAUUUAGGUGCUCCUCCUGUGUUUCAUUCUGGUUGGAUGAGCUCUAAUAGUAAAGGUGAUAUUUCGUCAACUAUAUUACAGUCUUUAGAAUUAGCUAAACAGAUUAUUAACUAUUUAAGAACUAAAAAGCCAAAAUUCAACAGUUUUCAAAUAAAUGAUAAAUUAGCUAGGAAAAAUUUUUAA